Molecule: messenger RNA, 3438 nt
Organism: Thermochaetoides thermophila DSM 1495
Lineage: Eukaryota; Fungi; Ascomycota; Sordariomycetes; Sordariales; Chaetomiaceae
Exons: 4
Coding region: 1-3438 (1145 amino acids)
Biological process (GO): protein polyubiquitination; ubiquitin-dependent protein catabolic process
Molecular function (GO): protein binding; ubiquitin protein ligase activity
Source: RefSeq, a predicted model, not a curated record
AUGUUCGCGACUUUCACUGGCAACUCGCGCAGGCGCCGGAACGUUAAUCUCAGCGGACAGAAAUCAGUCAAUCCAUUUACCAAUCCGUCAUGGUCUGGAAACACCCCGGUUGGCGCAUCCAAGACCGUGGCCCAAGCGCAGGUCCAGCGACUGCAGAGGCAACAGGAGAGGACACGAUUGAAGGCAGCACAGCGCAUCCAGAGAGUAUGGAGAGGCUAUCGUACUCGGAAGGCCUUGCGGGCCUCUAGACGCCAAGCAUUCGACCAGAUUUACGACGAGGGAAACUUGGUUCAAGAUCCAGCGAGAAGGACGACCGACGCAAUACCACUGCUCCUCAGUGUCUUUCAGGCUUCUGUCGAGGAUGACUGCCGACGGUUGUGCUUAUUGGCGAGGGACCUGCUGCAAACGAACUUUCAUGCGUUUACGUCCGGCGCCAUAGAUUUUGUCAGACUCGAGAAGCUCGUUCGAGUUUUGGUGUCCGGGCUAAGGAGAUUUAACCUUCGGAACGAGGGGCAGCAAGCAGGAACCUUAUUACAGACCCUGGUGGCGGUCAUCAGGGAGAGGCCUCAAUCUGUGCGGCAUCUCCUUGGUGACUAUUAUGAUAUGCUUGGGAAUUGCUGCAACGCCCUUGGUCCCAGCUCUUCCUUUCUACACACUGUUCGGGAAGCAGUUAAUGCUCCACUCCUGGUUGAUGUCUCAGUCUCCGACGUUGCUUAUCAAGAAUUCGCCCUUUCCUUCCUGACGAAGGCCGACUUAUUUCUCUUCGAGUCCAACAUCGACCUCUUCGCAGCAAAUGUGGACGUUGAUCGCCUCUCUCGCUCUCUUCAUGCCAACCUAGCCCCUGGGCAAAAGCCCUUAGCAGAAGCGCAUCUCCUGUGGCUUCUGGGCCAUUUCAUUGCGCUCCAGAAGUCGAAGAAACAGGCCGUACUCCACUCUCGUUCUAUCAAGGUACUUUACUCCCUGCUCUCCGCUCUAUCUGAUCAGAUCAGGGCUGGCUUCGCAUCACCGACAGCAAAAGCCGAAGGCGAAGAAGAUGGGACGGCACAAGCACUUCCUCCAUAUGUCCUGGAGCAGGCUUCGUCUUUAACUAACCGAGACGAGAUUUCUGGGCUCCUCGAGGCUUUUGCAAUGGAACACGGCGAUGGCACGGAUCUUGAGAAUGCCGGUAUUCUCGCAGGUUAUAUAUUGACCUUAAUAUCCUGCUUCCCUCCUCUUGGGGACGACAUCCGCAUGAGGUUAUACCUAGCAGAUAUUCCCACGCAAGAAGGACCCCUUUCAGCAGUCAAGUUCUUCUGGAGAGCUGCAAGCAGAACGUCGGUCUUUACUCAAAUCGCCGCCGACCCAGAUAAGGCACUUGAAGUCCUGCGUGAAAAGGCUACUAAAACACCUACCGCACAUGCUGAGACGGACUCAACUUGGCACCGGGAGUGGCGAACGAUCCUUCUUUUCCUCGAGCUUUACAUUUUCGUUCUCCGUCUAACGGAUGACGAAGACUUCUUCGGUGCUUUGAACUGCUCACCGACCAAGGCCGAUUUGGGGUCGCGGUUACGCUCAAAUGGUCUCAUGUUAGCCGACUUGAAACGGUUAACACUCUUCUUAAAGCACCUAGGUUUCACUCUUUACAUGAAUGCGGCGGACAUCCAAGGUUCAGCCACUAGUAUAUCUUAUGGCCAGCCGUCAUCAUCAAACACUCCGCCAGGCUUCACUCUUAUUUCAGGCGUCGAUUUUUAUGGAUUUAGGGCACUGGUCACCACAGCAACGAAGAUGUUGUACGAGCGCGAUUCCAGGAGACAGUUCCUCCCGCAGGAUCACUGGCUCAUGACAUCGAAGCUUGACAUGGCCGGUUUCCUCCAGGCAGUUGUCCUCGAAGAGCAAAGACAGCGCGAGCUUGCCGAUUCUGAUGAGGAAGACAAUCCUGGUGGAUCAGAUGAGGAUGAGCCCAUGGCUUUCGCUGCUGGAGCGGUACGGUUAUCUCGACACGCGAGAAUCGAGAAGCUCAGGCUCAUGCAAAAAAAAGCGGCACGGGAAAGGCUCAGAGAAGCAGUCGGGCCCAAGCUCGAGAUCUUGCGCAAUAUGCCGUUUGUUGUCCCCUUCGACAUUCGAGUUCAGAUCUUCCGCCAAUUUGUCCAUUUGGACAAGCUCCGCAGGCGGGGAGGCAACAUUGAUCCGGAUCGCUGGAGGCUAUGGAUUGUUAACCAGCAUGGCGGGCCGUUUGACCCCAGCCCUACUGGCAUGCAUAUCCUCAGUCGGCACAAAGCGCAGGUUCAGCGGGGGCGAGCCUUCGCGGAUGCCCUGGAUCAAUUCUGGGACCUAAAGGAAGGGUUGAAGGAGCCGAUUCAAAUUACGUUUGUCGAUUCGUUCGGCAUGCAAGAGGCUGGUAUUGAUGGCGGCGGUGUUACCAAGGAGUUUCUUCUUAGUGUGACGACAGAGGCUUUCACACAAGAUCAGAAGCUCUUCGUUACCAACAGCCAGAACGCCUUCUACCCUAACCCCUGUGCGCUGGAUCAAGAAAAGCAUCGGCUCCAGGAAGCAAUGGUGCCAGAAAACUCGGACCUAUGGAAGGAAACGAUUACUUAUCUUCUUCGGCAAUACGAGUUCUUAGGCCGUAUCAUCGGCAAGUGUUUGUACGAGGGCAUCCUCAUCGACAUCUCCUUCGCAGGCUUCUUCCUCCUGAAAUGGACCUCGGCCGCCGAUUCAGCAGAGACCUACCGCGCCAACAUCAACGACCUGCGAGAGCUGGACGAAGAACUUUACCAGGGCAUGCUCCAGCUCAAGAACUACCCUGGCGACGUGGCCGACCUCGGCCUAGACUUCACCAUCACCGACCGCGUCUCCCUGCCCGACGAGCAUCCCGUGCGCACCGUCACCCGCCCGCUCAUCCCCGACGGCGAGAAAAUCCCUGUUACCAACGAAAACCGCCCGCUCUACAUCAGCUACGUCGCCCGCCACCGCCUUGUCGUCCAGCCCUACGCCCAGACCCGUGCCUUCCUCCGCGGCUUGAGCAUGAUCAUCGACCCUGCCUGGUUAUCCAUGUUUAACCAGGCCGAGUUACAGCGCCUGGUGGGCGGCGAUAGCGCGGGUAUUGAUGUCGAUGACCUGCGCCGGCACACGGUCUACUCAGGCGUGUACGAAAUUGGCGACGAUGGUCAGGAGCACCCGACGGUGAAGCUGUUCUGGGAGGUGAUGACCGAGUUGAGCGAUGAUGAGAAGAGGGAUGUGCUGAAGUAUGUCACGAGCUCGCCGCGCGCGCCACUGCUGGGUUUUUCGCAGCUCAAUCCGCCGUUUAGCAUCCGGGAUGGGGGGUUGGAUGAGGAGAGGUUGCCGAGUGCGAGCACGUGUGUUAAUUUGUUAAAGUUGCCGCAGUACAAGACGAAGGAGGGAUUGAAGAAGAAGUUGUUGUAUGCAGUUAAGAGCGGGGCGGGGUUUGAUUUGAGUUGA